Messenger RNA from Annulohypoxylon maeteangense, 1103 nucleotides. Its product is annotated as 60S ribosomal protein L17. Gene Ontology annotation, cellular component: cytosolic large ribosomal subunit; ribosome. The record is from RefSeq and is a predicted model, not a curated record. The transcript is spliced from 4 exons. Gene Ontology annotation, biological process: cytoplasmic translation. Gene Ontology annotation, molecular function: structural constituent of ribosome. Lineage: Eukaryota; Fungi; Ascomycota; Sordariomycetes; Xylariales; Hypoxylaceae. The coding region runs from base 115 to 675 and encodes 186 amino acids.
ACAACUUAACAUUUUCUACAAUUUGAACUUUCCCCAACUUGACUUCGCGAAAAACUUCAAUUCAAUCAACGUUACCGAGUCCAUCUUCUAUCUCAACGCCACACAGCAGUCACGAUGGUUCGAUACGCUGCUACCGAGAUCGAUUCCGCGAAGUCGGCCCGCGCCCGCGGUGCUUACCUACGUGUUUCUUUCAAGAACACCCGAGAGACUGCUCAAGCUAUCAACGGCUGGAAGUUGGUCCGCGCUCUUAAGUUCCUCGAGAAUGUGAAGGAGAAGACCGAGGCUGUCCCUAUGCGACGAUACGCUGGCAGCACUGGCCGAACUGCCCAAGGCAAGCAGUUUGGUGUCUCUAAGGCCCGAUGGCCCGUAAAGUCCGCCGAGUUCCUGCUCGGUCUCCUGAAGAAUGCUGAGUCCAACGCGGAUGCUAAGGGCCUCGAUACCAGCAACCUGAUCGUCAAGCACAUCCAGGUCAACCAGGCCCCUAAGCAGCGAAGACGAACUUACCGUGCCCACGGUCGUAUCAACCCCUACAUGUCUAACCCAUGCCACGUCGAAUUAAUCCUAACCGAGGGUGAGGAGGUUGUCCAGAAGUCGGAGGCUGUUGUACGUGAGCCCACACACUUGAGCUCCCGACAACGCGGUGCUCGUAUCCGCCAGGCCAUCACUGCCGCAUAGAUUCUCUUAAGAGGAGAACAGGGCGGGUGAUGUGACGAUUAAUGGAGAAGGUUCGGGGUUUUUAGUGCUUUUCACUCCUGGUGUCAAGGCGGUCGUAAAGCAUGGGUCAAGGUUUCUGGCAUGCAAUUCGCGAAUAAGACUUUCGUGAUUCCCCAAAUACCAAAAAGUUACUGAACAAGUUGCGCUGCUCUUCCCGGUUGUGACUGAUACUUCCCUUUCCUAUAUGGAUAUACGUUCACUAUUAACAAUAUACGGAGCUGUGCUAAGUGUAGGCCCAUUACUCAUACACGACAUCAUACCUAAGUAUGCUACCUUCAUACUCCACUUGUCGACCUACUCUUCUCCAAUAAUAGAGCAAAAGUUAAUUCAACCUACCGUUCCGCAUUCACAAAAGUCACAGGUUGGAUUUCUUCAUAAAAUUGCGAUAG